AUGUCUGGAUACGAUCGAGCUCUUUCAGUAUUCAGCCCCGAUGGGCACGUCUUCCAGGUGGAGUACGCCAUGGAGGCAGUGAAGCGAGGAACUUGCGCUGUCGGUGUCAAAGGCAAGGACAUCGUCGUGCUGGGCUGCGAGAAGCGCUCGGCCCUCAAGCUCCAGGACACCCGGAUUACCCCCUCCAAGAUCGCCAUGGUGGACGACCAUGUGUGCCUCGCCUUCGCCGGACUGAACGCCGAUGCUCGCAUCCUGAUCGAUAAGGCCCGGUUAGAGGCCCAGUCGCACCGCCUGACGGUCGAGGACCCCGUCACCAUCGAGUACAUUACGAAAUACGUUGCCGGCGUGCAGCAGAGAUAUACCCAGAGCGGUGGUGUCCGGCCCUUCGGCAUUAGUACUCUGAUUAUUGGAUUCGACAAGAAUGACAAGACGCCGCGGCUGUAUCAGACGGAGCCGUCGGGGAUCUACUCUGCGUGGAAAGCCAACGCCAUCGGCCGUUCUAGCAAGACGGUCCGCGAGUUUCUCGAGCGGAAUCACCAGGAAGACAUGGACCGCGAACAGACCAUCGCGCUGACCAUCAAGUCGCUGCUGGAGGUUGUGCAGACAGGUGCCAAGAACAUCGAGGUCGCCAUCAUGUCGCCCGACAAGCGCAUCGAGAUGCUACCGGACGAGCAGAUCGAGUCGUACGUCAAGAACAUCGAGACCGAGAAGCAGGAGGAGGCGGCGAAGAAGAAGACCGGCCGCACGGGGACCGCGACGGCGGCCAUCCUGACCCGGCCCGGCGGCGGCGAGACAGCCGAGUCGACGCGGGAAUCGGCGGACUAA
Penicillium lagena is the source of this 825-nucleotide messenger RNA. It is a transcript of the gene pre6, whose product is annotated as proteasome core particle subunit alpha 4. The record is from RefSeq and is a predicted model, not a curated record. Bases 1 to 825 code for a protein of 274 amino acids. Gene Ontology annotation, biological process: ubiquitin-dependent protein catabolic process. Gene Ontology annotation, cellular component: nucleus; proteasome core complex; proteasome core complex, alpha-subunit complex. The transcript is spliced from 5 exons. NCBI's taxonomy places the organism in Eukaryota, Fungi, Ascomycota, Eurotiomycetes, Eurotiales, Aspergillaceae.